Messenger RNA from Penicillium taxi, 1161 nucleotides. RefSeq lists its product as uncharacterized. NCBI's taxonomy places the organism in Eukaryota, Fungi, Ascomycota, Eurotiomycetes, Eurotiales, Aspergillaceae. The record is from RefSeq and is a predicted model, not a curated record. The transcript has 2 exons. The annotation marks the transcript as partial.
AUGACAGAGGUACCAGACGACGCCCCCGACGAAGACGCUUGGCUGAUGGCAGAAGACGGCCUCGGAGGUGUCGAAACAGCAGACGCAUAUCUUGCUUACCCUGAGGAGAACGACCCUUACUACGAUGAGGACUAUAGCGCUCACGGCGCUCACGCCGCAGCGGAUUUCGCGAACCGACGCUCCCCUUAUAUUUGUUUACACUGCCUCUCUUCAUUUAUAUCUAAUAACAAACUCCAUGCUCAUCUACUACUCUGCAAACCACAUCAUAUCGACGCUUCCAUUACCCAUGCAUUUUAUACCAUAGAUAGUUCCAGCGAGAAUACCCAUUUACCCACUAUAUCUUCUACACGUCCACGAACAGACCUACCACCAGGGGAAGGCUAUCGUUCAUGGAAAUUCGCCUCUACAAUCAUUGGCAUACAAAAUGCGAAUUCACAAAUCGUCGCGUGCCUAGAUACAGGCUGCAAAAUGACAAUCAUUGACGCCGCUCUCGCAAAAUCACUUGGCGUCCCUAUUCGCACCUGUAAGCCAGUAGCAGUUUCUGGUAUAGGCUCUAAGCAUAUCUCCGAAGGCUACAUCGAUUUGCAGCUAUUCCUCCGCGGAACCGACAACAUCGCCAAGUUAGACGUCGAGGCACACCUGGUGUCCGACCUUAAAGCUUUACUACUUAUCGGUAUGGAUGUUAUGGGCAAAGAGGGCUUCCGUCUCGACUUUGACGCUAAAACUGCGCGCAUUUCGAGCUGCAUGGGCAUAACAGUGCCAAUUCAUAUACAUGCUAAGCCAAACCAUCAUCAUGAGCGAGCCGUCUAUGCAAAUGAAAAAGUCGUCAUACCCCCCCACUCAUACGCCAAAAUUCCAGUAAGAUGCAACGAGCCGCUACCACCACGCGGCUUCAUUUUCGAAGGGCGGAACCCAGUAGUAUCCUUUUACACCCAUCUCGUUGACCAAUCUUUCCCUUUCGUCGAAGCAGUCAACGAAUCCCAGGAAUCUUACACCAUCAGCCGUCGCACCCGGAUAGGAACGCUAUUUGAGUCAGACGAAACAAUGGCAUGGCGCGUAAGCGCAGAUGUAGCCGAACUCGCCCGAUCCAUCCCUACUGGCGAACCAACAUAUGAACCAGCCAUUAGUCUUGCACGAACAGAGUCUGCGGACUACGCCAUA